AGAUCCAAAGCCUGAAGAUGGCGGCAGAGCGAGAUCUCGAAGAGGUUGCGACCUUCAAAAUGAGGGCCGAAGAAGACCGUCGGGAAACACUGGUUCUGAUGGAAAAAAUCGCCAUGUUGGAAGCACCGAUCCACGAUACCGGUUCUGUGCAGAGCCCGGAGGCAGCAGUCCCUGGUGACGACACUGCUACUGACUCUGUGAACAAGCGUCAGAAGAGGUCUUUGUCCAACUUGGACGACAUUCUGACCAAGAUUUCAGAAUUGCGAAACGGACUUCCCACCGGAUCCCAGGGUGCGCCUGGCGAGAAACGACAUGUGGCAACCACAGGAGGCCUUUACAUCCGUUGGGGAAGGAACCGCUGUCCUGCGAGCGCUACUACUGUCUACAGUGGUGUUGCAGGCGGUACUUGGUACGCGCAGACCGGCGGUGGGACCAACUACCUGUGUCUACCGAAGAACCCGCAGUGGGGAAAAUACCAAGACGGGUUCCAAGGAGGCACGGCGUGGAUGUACGGCGCUGAGUACCAGAUUGAGGCCGACGUCCCGUUCGGAGACCGGUCCAUGAACGACCAGAACGUGGUGUGUUCCGUCUGCCACACCGACCACAACAGCGUGCUGAUGAUCCCCGCCCGCAAAACCUGCCCCGCCGGCUGGUACCCCGAGUACGACGGGUACCUGAUGGCAAACUACCGCUACCACGCCGGCUCCAAGGAGUUCGUCUGCAUGGAUAAGCAACCUCAAGCGGCACAUAGUGGCCACACCAACCAGAACGGAGCGCUCUUCUACCCCACGGAAGCCUACUGUGGGUCCCUGCCGUGCCCUCCCUACGUGCAGGGGAGGGAGCUCACUUGCGUGGUCUGCGUCAAGUAAAACCGAGUCUAAAAAGCUUUCGUUUCACUGCAUGUUUUCCUUUGACCUCCUUCACACGAGAAGCGGAAUCAGCAGGAAUGCCGUCAGAAUGGCUAUUCUUUGUAUAUUCAUGGGUAUUCGUAUAGUGCAUUCUAGAAAUUCUCACUGCAUGCGUUCCAGAUAUUUCUGCCCAUUCUUGGCCAUGGGGCCGUCCCGAAUGUUUUUGUCAUGCUCAAAAGUUUCGAGGUGCAUUUGAAGUGGA
Molecule: messenger RNA, 1110 nt
Organism: Branchiostoma floridae (Florida lancelet)
Lineage: Eukaryota; Metazoa; Chordata; Leptocardii; Amphioxiformes; Branchiostomatidae
Exons: 6
Coding region: 18-869 (283 amino acids)
Source: RefSeq, a predicted model, not a curated record